AUGGCGCAGCAAAGUCAUAUCCCACUAAGAUCUGCAAACGACCUGAAGUUAGUACAAAAGUCCCUUAAUGACUUAGAGCAGUACACUAGAAGAGACUGUCUUGAGAUCCGUGGUAUUCCUCUUCCAGAGGAUUCGCGGUUGGAAGAUACUAACGACAUUCUGCUUCAGUUAAGCCAGAAGAUGGACAUUCCGUUGGAAAGAAACGAUAUAUCUGUUAGUCAUCGAAUUCGGAGUAGUAGGGCUUCAGUGGAUCCUGCCAUAAUAGUAAAGUUUGUCAGACGAGAAAUGAGGGAAAGUUUGUAUCGGUCGAGGAAAAGGCUGAAAUCUAUCACCACAGCUGACCUUGGCUUCUCUGUUGAUAAGAAGAUCUUUAUCAAUGAAAGUUUAACGCCUAAGAACAAGGAACUGUUCAAAGAUUGCUUAAAAUUCAAGAAUGACAAGAACUACAAGUUCCUGUGGACUAAUGCUGGAAAGAUCUUCUUGAGGAGGAAUGCUGACUCUCCAGUGAUACCUAUCAACUCUUUUGCUGAUAUACCACCAUCUUAAAAGAUAAGUUAUAUCCAAACUUGCAUGUUUUGUGAUGGGUGUCCUGAUAGAGUCCCUUAUCUUGACAGCUCCAAUUGUCAAACCAGCUAUGCCUCAUUACCUCGACUGGAUAUUGCUUCUCCUAUUUCCAACAUUGAGCACCUCACUAACUCAGAUAUUGACGUCCAUACGCCCUUUGACUUGAAUUUUUAAUUAUUUCAAUACACAUGAUUUUCAUGCUAAUGAAGGUAUUAUAAAUUGUCUAACUAGUAAUUCACUCUCUUUUUUGAAUUGUAAUAUCAGGAGCUUGCAGGCUAAUUUUGAUAACCUAGUUAAUAAGUUAUUUGAAUUAUAUUUCCCUAUAUCUGUAUUAGAUGUAACAGAGACAAAGUUAAAGAAUGAUCAAGAUGCUUUAGCAAAUAUUAAUUUAACUGGUUAUAACUUUUUGUCUCAACCCAGUGGUACUAAUGCUGGGGGGGUAGGCUUCUAUGUGAAGGAUAAUCUUGUAUAUGAAUGAUCAAGAUGCUUUUAAUUAGCAAAUAUUAAUUUAACUGGUUAUAACUUUUUGUCUCAACCCAGUGGUACCAAUG
Pocillopora verrucosa is the source of this 1115-nucleotide messenger RNA. The record is from RefSeq and is a predicted model, not a curated record. Lineage: Eukaryota; Metazoa; Cnidaria; Anthozoa; Scleractinia; Pocilloporidae.